UGAUGGUCACACGUCAUAACUGCCAUUACGUGGCAAAAUUACACAAGUGAUAUUGGAUAUUUUGCACGGAAAAGAACAAGAGAAAACGUUGAAAAUUAUUGGAGUAAGAGAUUGAGAUAAAACAACAUUUGUAGUAGUUCGUGGCGUAUAUACCCGAAACAAAAUGACUAAAAAAGGAAAAAAGAAAAAUCAAGGGAGUAAAAAACCUGAGACUCACGAUACAUUCGCAGAAGCUGCAGAAACACCUAUUGCAGGAUCAUCUUCAGGAAUAUCAACUGCCAAAGAAACUUCUGAUAAAUGUCAGAUUCAAGAAACAGAAAAUCCAAAAGUAUCAGCUAUAACUACAGACGAUGCUGAUAGUACAGAAUGGAUUCAACAAACACAAAGGAAAAAGCAGAAGUCACAAGGAUCAGGUUCAUCACAGCAACAGCAAAAAGCACGUGGUCAACGGCAAACUUCAGCAGGUUUACCACAGCAACAAACAACGAGUCAACAGCAAGCAUCAAGAGGUUUGUCACAGCAAGGAGCACGGGGUCAACAGCAAGCUUCAGCAGGUUUACCACAGCAACAACAAAAAGUGUGGGAUAAACCGCAAUCAUCAGCAAGUUUGCCACAGCAACAGCAAGGAGCAUGGGGUCAUCAGCAAGUAUCAACAGGUUUGCCACAGCAACAGCAAAGAGUACGGAGUCAUCAGCAAGCAUCGACAGGUUUGCCACAGCAACAGCAAGGAGCACGGAGUCAUCAGCAAGCACCGACAGGUUUGCCACAGCAACAGCAAGGAGCAUGGGGUCAUCAGCAAGCACCGGCAGGUUUGCCACAGCAACAGCAAGGAGCGUGGGGUCAUCAGCAAGCACCGACAAGUUUGCCACAGCAACAGCAAGGAGCAUGGGGUCAUCAGCAAGCACCGACAGGUUUGCCACAUCAACAGCAAGGAGCGUGGAAUAAACCGCAAUCAUCGCAGCCGCAACAAACAUUGCAAACUCAAGAAUUGCUCGAAUCAAAAAUGUCUGGACUUUCUUUGAAAGAGCCAUUGCAAACGGAAAAGACUACUUCACAAGGAAAACUGUCAACUUCUACACAAAAGGAAUAUCAGCUUAUUAUCCCAACAAGGAAAAAUCCUAAUAAAGCUGGCACAAUGGGAAAACCAAUUCGUGUCGUCACUAACAUGUUUGAAAUCAUAUUUAAAGAGAACUUUGUGACUACUGCGGUUCACUAUGAUGUUUCUUUUGAUCGUCCAGCUUCAAAGACAAUAUGUAGAAAGCUUUUUGAAAUCUUUAGAAGAGGUUGCUGUAACAAUAGAUAUCCAGCAUAUGAUGGAAAGAAAAACGCAUAUAGUGCAUAUGAUCUUCCUUUUGGCGAAUAUAUAGAACAAUAUAUUAUACUUGAUGAUGAAGACGUACAGGAAACGAAAAAGGAAACGGAGGAAGCGAGAAAAAGAAAAAAAUUCAAAAUUACUUUGAAAAAAGUGGCUGUUGUUGAUCUUUCUUGGAUAAAAAAUUUACGUCCUGGUCUUGAUGAAGCUAAUCGUGAUCAAACCAGUAUACAAGUUUUGGAUAUUAUUCUGCGUCAUGCAUCAGAAUCGAGAGCUCUCGUUACCGUUGGAAGAUCGAUGUUCUGGAAUGAUAAAGAAGAAUCAUUAUUUAGUCUAGGUGAUGGCUUGAGUCUAAAGGUCGGCGCAUUCCAAUCUGCGGUACUUGGAUGGAAAGCUCAUUUGAAUGUGGACGUUGCUAACAAAGCAUUCCCCACAUGCCAAAAUGUUGUGAACUUAAUGGACAAGAUAUUAUAUGAGAGAAAUCCAACUAGAUUAGAAAGAUGUUUGGAAAACGUUUCAAAAUUCUUGACAAAUUUAAAAGUGGUUUACACUUUACCAAACACUGCAAAACGGACAUAUCGCGUAAAUGGAUUAGGUCCAGCAGCUACCCAUCAUAAGUUCGACUUUAAUGGAUCAGAGAUAACGAUAGAAGACUAUUUCAGACAAGUUAAAAGGUGUCGCUUGCAUUAUCCCGAUCUACCAUGUCUUUCGGUAGGCAACAAGAAAGAUAGUCAGAUAUUUUUACCUGCUGAGUUAUGUAAGAUUGCGCCUGGUCAGAUCAUUCACAGAAAGUUGAACGAAACACAAACUACUCAAAUGAUAAAACAAGCAGCGACAAGUGCGCCGAUGCGUCAAAAAAGCAUCCAAACUACGUUCAAAAAACUUGAGUUGAACAAAAGUGAUGUUAUGAACAAGGAAUUUCACUUAACCGUUGAUACCAAUAUGAAAGAAGUAGACGCCAGAAUCUUAUCUCCACCAGUGUUAUUAUACAAUGAGUCGCAAAAAUCGAUAGUAAAGAGAGGAGCAUGGAAUUUACAACAAUUUUGUCAAGCCCAGAAUUUAGUCAAUGGCUCGUGGACUGUAUUGAAUUUGUGCAUCGGUAAAGACAGAGAUGGCAGCAUAAUGCUAAAAGAUGUAGAGAUUCUCAAUUUUGUAGAUAUGUUGAAAAGAACAGCUCCUGAAGUUGGUAUGACAAUUGGAGAUCCACUAAAGCCAUUUGGACAAAUGCACCAUGACAAAAUAGAUGAUAUAACACGUUUCUGUAACUUAAAAAAAAAUUUAGCUCUGAUAAUGGUUGUCAUACCAGAUCGCACUGAUGAAACGUAUGGCAGAGUAAAACAAAUCACAGAAUUAAGAGUAGGUGUAUUGACACAAUGCAUAAAAGUUCGGACUGUUAAAAAAGCUAACGGUUCAACAAUAAAAAACAUUCUUUUAAAAAUAAAUUCGAAACUAAAUGGUAUUAAUCAUACGUUUAACAAAAUGCCUUCAUGUCUCGAGAAUGCUAAUUGCAUGCUCGUUGGUGCCGACGUAACUCAUCCUUCUCCUGAUUCUGUUAAUAUACCUUCUAUAGCAGCGGUUGCUUCUAGUCAUGAUAAGAAAGCUUUUCAGUAUAACAUCGAGCUCAGACUUCAGGAACCAAAAACGGAAAUAAUUAGAGAUCUUGAAGAUAUAAUAAGAUCGCAAAUUAGGAUUUAUCAUAAGAGAAUGGGAACUUUUCCUAAAAGAAUUAUUUAUUAUCGAGAUGGAGUAAGCGAAGGACAACUUGCUCAGGUUAUGCAUAGCGAAUUAACUGCUAUUAAACGUGCAGCACAAGCACACAAAAUAAAAGUAGAAGUUACUUGUUUAGUUGUUCAAAAGAGACAUCAUAUACGUCUUUUCCCUACAAGAGAUGAAGAUUCAGAAGACAAAAACAAGAACGUUAAAGCGGGUACAAUCGUUGACACUGGAAUUACUCAUCCUAAUCACAUUGAUUUUUAUCUCGUCUCGCACGCAAGUAUUCAGGGUACAGCAAGACCUACUAAAUACAGAUGCAUAUGUAACGACUCUAAUUUUGAUGAAAAUCAAAUCGAAGAAUUAACGUAUUAUCUUUGUCAUAUGUAUGCACGCUGUACAAGAGCAGUUAGCUAUCCUGCGCCGACUUAUUAUGCUCAUUUAGCAGCAUAUCGUGGAAGAGCAUUGAUACAAGGAGUUGAUAUUCGCUUGGAUAAUUUAGCAGCGGAACAGAAAAAGAUUCAGUUGAAAAUGACGGAAUUACCAAUGUAUUUCGUUUAAAACUGUAGAUCUCUAUUUCUUCUUAAAAAACUAUACUAACGUAUAUGAAUCGCUUGCUAUUAAAUGUCUAUAUCAUAAUUAGUGUUUUCUUCAUCAAUGACUUAUAAUAGAUCGAUUGCAUUAAAAGCGCACUGAUCUUCAAUCAGUUAAUAAAAAUGAUUUUUAAUCAGUUAAUUCAAUUUGAUAAUUUUUCUUUUAGAAUAAAAACGGAGAAAACAGAAAUUUCUGCGAAAUUUAUAUUCAAAAUUGAAUAGAUAGGUUUUAUUUUUAUCUUUCAACUAAUAAUACUAUUCAUUGUCAGUAGUACAAAUUUCAUCUUCAAAUAUAAAUAUAAAUUCAAGUUGCCUACACAUUUGUUGAAACUUAGAAAUUGGUAUAUUAGUAAUUUUAUCUAUAUAACUUUUAUAGUUUUUUCUUUUUGUUUUUAUGUUUCAAUAUAAAAUCUUGGUUUUUUUUGCAUGCAAAAUUUCUAGCCAUCGUAGAAAAUUUCUUGUAAGUGAGUAAUUGAAUUAUAUAAUGCAAUAUUAAUGCAAUCGAACAAUCUUUCUGUUUUUCUUAUCUUUUGCAUUUAUAAUCGUACGAAAAUACAGUGAACUCCGAAUUACUAUACGUGAAAGACUUCACAUACGAGGGUUUAUAGACGAGAUGUUGUCACUUUUAUCACGUUUUACAGAUUAUCGUUUUAUAAUUCCAUAUUAGACGGGAGUGUACUGUAUAUACAGAAUAUAGAGAAUAAAUAUGCAAAAAGAUACAUGUUGCCUGGUAACAGUAUAUAUGUUAGAGUUUUCUAUAAUUACAUUAAUACGUAUAUAAUUAUACAUAUUUGUUUUGUUUCUAAAAAAUAUAUAGAAUAUAGAAUUAGAGGUGGCUUAUAUUUACGUAUUACAUAAUUUGUAUAACGAAUACAAUGUCCAAUAGCUGUCUUACAGUGGAUAAGUAGAAGAGUUGAGGGAUUUUUUUAUAUAAAUAAAAAAAUCCUUUACCGUUUUGCAAGAUUUGCAAUAAUUAAGAAUUUAUUAAUGAAGAUCCGUUAAUGAGUGUGCAAAACAAUAGUCCAACUUUUCACGCGUUUACGAUUGCGCGCGGCAAUUCAAUGGGAGGAAUUAAUAUAACAGUUUAUAAUAUACAUGUUACAAAAAAUAAACUGCUGACAAUAAUUAAACGCGACAGAAUGGAAACACUUUUACGUUUUUUUAAAUCAAGAUAAAUACUUUUACUAUUGAGAUGUCAAUAAUGAUUUUUUUGUGAUUAUAUAUUUAUGGAAAGAAUACAAAAAAGAAAAAAAAUUAAAAGUUAAAUAUUGUU
Pseudomyrmex gracilis is the source of this 4888-nucleotide messenger RNA. RefSeq names its product protein argonaute-4-like (gene AGO2). Lineage: Eukaryota; Metazoa; Arthropoda; Insecta; Hymenoptera; Formicidae. The record is from RefSeq and is a predicted model, not a curated record. The coding region runs from base 164 to 3583 and encodes 1139 amino acids. The transcript has 19 exons. Gene Ontology annotation, molecular function: protein binding; RNA binding.